AUGGCUCGAAAUUCGGAAAAGGCCCAGUCUAUGCUCUUCCGCUUCCGUGAAGCGCAAGCAGCAGACUUGGGCAUCAUUGACGCCGGACGAACACGCCGCCCCAAGGUCAUCACCGAAGUCGAUUCGAUCCCAGCAUGCGAGAAAUGGCGCGGCCAAGUCCUCAAGGAGAUCUCGCGCAAGGUUUCCCGGAUUCAGGAGCCUGUGCUGAGCGACUACCAGAUCCGCGACCUCAACGAUGAAAUCAACAAGUUGAUGCGCGAGAAGCACAUGUGGGAGGUGCAGAUACGGAAUCUAGGCGGGCCAAACUAUAUGAGAGGAGGAGGGAAGAUUUACGACGAGCAGGGCAGAGAAAUACCCGGUGGAGGGAAAGGCUACAAAUACUUUGGGCGAGCGAAAGAGCUGCCGGGAGUUAAAGAGCUCUUCGAGGCCGCCCAAUCCAAGAAGAAGGAGGACAAACCACUAGAGACGAGCAGAGACUUGAGGAAAAACGUGGAUGCGGCGUAUUACGGCUAUGCUCCGAACGAAGAGGACGACGCGCUGCUACAGUACGAAGCCGAGAAAGAGAGAGAAGCAUUGGCAAAUCUCCUGGCGACGGGAUCACAGGGAGCGCCAGACGGUUGGGAACCUUUACCUGGAGACAGCGGUGAUGGCCAUGGCUGGGCACUGCCUACGCUGGAGGAAGUUCAGAUGGAGCUUCUUGAGAGGAGAAGACGGAAGCUACUUGAUCAGUUAUAA
Messenger RNA from Trichoderma gamsii, 735 nucleotides. Its product is annotated as pre-mRNA-splicing factor ISY1. The transcript has 2 exons. Gene Ontology annotation, biological process: generation of catalytic spliceosome for second transesterification step; mRNA 3'-splice site recognition. The record is from RefSeq and is a predicted model, not a curated record. Gene Ontology annotation, cellular component: catalytic step 2 spliceosome; Prp19 complex; post-mRNA release spliceosomal complex. Bases 1 to 735 code for a protein of 244 amino acids. Lineage: Eukaryota; Fungi; Ascomycota; Sordariomycetes; Hypocreales; Hypocreaceae.